This is a messenger RNA of Beta vulgaris subsp. vulgaris (sugar beet), 1103 nucleotides long. Its product is annotated as reticulon-like protein B2. The transcript is spliced from 5 exons. The record is from RefSeq and is a predicted model, not a curated record. Bases 147 to 893 code for a protein of 248 amino acids. NCBI's taxonomy places the organism in Eukaryota, Viridiplantae, Streptophyta, Magnoliopsida, Caryophyllales, Amaranthaceae.
AUUCUCAUUUCUCACGAAAUAAAAGCCGAGCUAGCAGUACAUUUCUCAGAGAGAGAAUUCCGCGAAGAGAGAGAAAAUAUAAUUGUCUGGUGAAAGUUACAGAGAAAGUUAGAGAGAGAAAACCGAAGUUUUCUAGGGUUUUAGACAUGGCGGAGCAUGAAGCACCUAAGGCUGAAUCAAUAAUGGAGAAGAUCGCUGAUAAAAUUCAUCAUCAUGAUUCUUCUUCUGAUUCCGAUGACGAUAAACCUGCACCUUCUUCUUUGAAAUCAAAGAUUUAUCGUCUUUUUGGCAGAGAUAAGCCGGUUCACAAGGUUCUCGGUGGUGGUAAACCUGCGGAUAUACUUCUGUGGAGGGAUAAGAAGAUUUCGGCUACAGUUCUUGGGACUGUCACAGCUGUAUGGGCUCUGUUUGAGAUAUUUGAGUACCAUUUGCUCUCGUUGAUAUGCCAUCUUCUAAUGCUUACCAUUACCGUGCUAUUUUUGUGGUCGAACGCAUCAACUUUCAUCAACAAGGCUCCCCCUAAGAUUCCUGAUGUACGGAUCCCUGAAGGCCCUGUCCUUGAAAUUGCAUCGGCCUUGAAAUAUGAAAUUAAUCGAGGCCUUGCAUCUCUUCGUGAGAUUGCAUCAGGAAAAGACCUGAAAAAGUUUCUUGCUGUUAUUGCUGGCUUGUGGAUUUUCUCAAUCUUGGGCAGUUGCUGCAACUUCUUGACUUUGUUCUACAUAUGCUUUGUUAUGCUUCACACCUUGCCUGUGCUCUAUGAGAAAUACGAGGAUCAAGUAGAUGCAUUUGCUGAGAAGGCCAUGAUUGAGAUCAAGAAGCAAUAUAUAGUCUUUGACGCAAAAGUAUUGAGCAAGAUCCCAAGGGGUCCGUUGAAAGACAAGAAGGCAGCUUAAUGUGGUAUGUUGUUACUGGUAUGAGGUUUUGAUGGCCAGAAUAUACAUGGUAGGCGUGUUUUGUCCAGUGUAUUAUGUUAUUACUUGGGUAGAACUACCUCUUGCUGGAUUUUGCAAGCAGUCUGGAUUUAUAAAGAAAACAAUUAUGGAUAUUUUCAUACUAAACAUUAGAUGACAGUAUUUUUAUUAAUACAUAUGUGAUUUCUGAGA